Lachancea lanzarotensis is the source of this 885-nucleotide messenger RNA. RefSeq names its product LALA0S09e02784g1_1. The transcript has a single exon. The record is from RefSeq and is a predicted model, not a curated record. Bases 1 to 885 code for a protein of 294 amino acids. NCBI's taxonomy places the organism in Eukaryota, Fungi, Ascomycota, Saccharomycetes, Saccharomycetales, Saccharomycetaceae.
AUGAGAUCCGGACAAUUUUGGACGUUUGGAAUCUUGGCAGCGCUGAUCGCUGGAGCAACAAACGCUAUACCUAUAGAAAUUCAAGGGAACACUCAGGAUAUAAAAUGGAAUGCGUUUCAGGUUUUACUUCAAAUAGGCGGUAUCAUUGCAACGUGUUUCCCUUUGUCGGGUUUAGCAGGCAUCGGAAUACCUCUGUGUGCGCUAACAACGCUAGCUGCCUUUUCCACUAUGGUGGGAUUGAUUUUGAAAAUAUUUGACGGCCUGAUUGCGAAGGACGGUCAGUUGCUACCACAGGUUAUUAUGUUUCUGCAGAGCAUUGGCGUGCGUGUGCUUGGACAGGAAAAUUCUAUCACAACAAUGGAUGCACCUAAGACGUUGGAGUGGUCAAAUUGGGCCAAUUCCACCACUGCUGCUGAGCUGCGUGACAUCGGAGCCUCCAUUGAAUUCACGCCGAUGAAUGUCACAAACUCGCUGGGAGAAGCACGUCUCAACUACUGUUUUUCGUUUACGGUUGACGAAGCUGCCGGCUCACAUCCUCUCGAACCUUACCGUUCUUCAAUAUGUGCAUCUGAAUUUGCCAUCUCUAAUAUGGUCGAUACCAAAUUCGACAAGGCACCUUCAAAAGUGAUGGCCCUAGCUAUGCGUCCUCUCAAAAAAUUCAAAAUAUAUGAGGACUACGUUCAAGCUUACGAUUUGGUUCAGAGUCUCCAUUUUGUUUUCGGUUGCCACACCGAGGAGUUCCUGACCAAGUCUUUGGAUCUUGUUCAAAAUCUGAACCAAGGUUAUCCAGAUCAGCGCGAAUAUGGAUUCGAGAUUAUCCAUCAGAUUGAUGGGCGACAAGAACCUUUCUUUCAGAUUGAAAUCGCGAAAAGAAACCUUCUAUAA